Messenger RNA from Cydia pomonella (codling moth), 3381 nucleotides. RefSeq lists its product as uncharacterized. The coding region runs from base 1 to 3381 and encodes 1126 amino acids. Gene Ontology annotation, molecular function: nucleic acid binding. Gene Ontology annotation, biological process: DNA integration. The record is from RefSeq and is a predicted model, not a curated record. The transcript has 3 exons. Lineage: Eukaryota; Metazoa; Arthropoda; Insecta; Lepidoptera; Tortricidae.
AUGGAGCACGCGCGUCCUCCUACGGAAUUAGCUUUAGAAGGCGGCCCGGCGAAUCGUGCUGAUUCAUGGCGCAAAUGGUUAAAGCAGUUUAAAGUGUUUUUAAAGGCAUCUGGUGUAUACAAGGAACCUUCGGAUGUACAAGCGAGUUUAUUAAUAAAUCUUAUCGGGUCCGAGGGAUACGACGUGUACACAACGUUCAAGUUUGAUAAAGAGGAGGAUCGCGACGACAUUGAUAAGUUGAUUGAAAAGUUUGAUCAGCAUUUUGGCACAAAAACAAAUGUUAUUAUGCUGCGAUUUAAGUUUUUCACACGCAGUCAAGAGCCGGGUGAAGGCAUCGAUGAAUAUGUAACCGCUUUGAGAAUCAUUAGUCAACAGUGCGAGUUUGAUAAACUCGAAGAUGGCUUGCUACGCGAUCGCAUCGUGUGCGGGAUUAAGGAUAGCGUAGUACGGGAUAGACUCUUGCGCACAGACGGGUUGACAUUAGAAAAAGCUAUACGAAUAUGUCAGUCUGGUGAAAUAACGAGUGAAGAGAACCGGGAGAUCGAAGGCGUCAAGAAGGAGUCAGAGGACAGUGACGACCUGUAUUAUUUGGACACUAUCAAAAACGUCGACCACAUUGAGGACUCUGAGUGUGGCCUAGGUAAACUUCCAGGUCAGUAUAAGAUACCUAUUGAAAGCGACGCGUGUCCAUGCAUUUGUCCUGUACGCAAAAUACCGUUAGGUGUCAGGGAUCAGCUGUUGACCGAGUUGACUCGCAUGGAGAGUUUAGGUGUCAUACGUAAAGUUACGCACCCCACCUCGUGGGUAAAUGCUAUAGUUAUGGUUGCUAAAAAAGAUGGGAGUUUUCGAGUGUGCCUCGAUCCACGACCAUUGAACCGCGUUAUACGUCGUCAGCACUACCCGUUGCCUACGGUAACAGAGAUAGCGACAAAGUUAAAGGGAGCGCGUUAUUUCAGUAAGUUAGAUGCCAGGUCCGGGUUCUGGAUGAUCCAGUUAGACGAUGACAGUGCCGAUCUGUGCACAUUUGGCACGCCAUAUGGUAGGUAUCAAUUUUUACGCUUACCAUAUGGAAUUAAUUCGGCUUCUGAGGUGUUUCACAGUAAAAUAAGACAGCUGCUGGAGGACCUCGAAGGUGUCGAUUCGUUCGUCGAUGACGUUAUCGUCUGGGGAGCCACGGAGGAAGAGCAUGACAGUCGGUUACGAAGUUUGCUUGAAAGAGCGAGACAAGUAGGUAUAAAAUUUAAUAAGGAAAAGUGUGAAUUUUGUGUGAGUGAGGUAACAUAUUUAGGUCAUACUUUUAAUUCGGAAGGGGUUAAAAUCGAUGACAAAAAAUUAAAGGCUAUUAAAGAAAUGCCGAGCCCUAGUGACAGGCACUCUCUAGAAAGGUUUCUAGGUAUGAUCAAUUAUGUUGCCAAGUUCAUUCCAUGUUAUUCGGAACAAGUAGCUCCACUUAGAAACCUCCUUAAAAAAGACAGUGAGUGGUGCUGGGGCGAGUGCGAGGAGCACGUGGUGCGCGCGUUGAAGCAGGCGCUGUGUGAGGCGCCGGUGCUGGCGCUGUUCGCGCCGGAUCGUCCCUGCGUGCUUUCCGUAGAUGCGAGUAGCCAGGCCCUAGGAGCUGUUGUCCUGCAACAGGAGCGUCCGGUUGAGUUUGCUUCUGCCACGCUCACCGACACGCAGCAACGCUACGCGCAGAUCGAGAAGGAGAUGUUGGCGAUUGUUUUUGCUCUCGAGAGGUUCCAUCAGUAUGUAUACGGGAAAUCAGACGUGGUAGUUGAAACGGACCACAAACCCUUGGAAGCGCUGUUUAAGAAAUCCCUGGACGCUGUACCGGCUCGGUUGCAGCGUAUGAUGUUGCGUGUUCAGAGGUAUGAUUUUUCUGUUGUAUACAAACCCGGAAAGUACAUGUUCAUCGCGGAUACGUUGUCACGUGCGGCCCUUCCAGACUUAAUGAGCGAUAAGAUCUCACAGGAAGUUGACGAUCAAACCUGUUUCCUGUUGCGGUCGGUGCGCAUAAGUGAUAACAAGAUGGAUACAAUAAGACAAGUCACUUGCAAGGACAAGGUAUGUCAAGUUUUAAUAAAUUACAUCAAAAACGGGUGGCCAACCUCAAAACACGAGUCUGAUGAAUGUGUGCGAGCAUUAUGGGACGGCAGGGAAUGCUUUGAAUACACAGACGGCGUCUUAUUCAAGAAUAAUCUGGUGUAUAUUCCGACCGGUCUCCGAACAGAGAUGGUAUCGCGGGUGCACGAAGGCCACCUCGGCAUAGACCGGUGCAAGCGGCGCGCCAGGGAGGUAAUGUGGUGGCCGGGCAUGUCGCGUGACGUCGAGCGCGCCGUGCGCCGCUGCCGCACCUGCGCGCAGCACGCGCCCGCGCCGCAGCGGGAGCCGAUGGUGCCGCACCUCAUACCGGGCAUACCAUGGGCCAAAGUUGGUUCGGAUAUUUUUGAGUACAAGAGUAAAAACUACUUGCUCUUAGUCGACUACUUUUCAAACUUUGUCGAGGUAUGUCCCUUAAGAUCUAUAAACUCAGCCGCUGUAGUGCUAGCACUAAAGGAUCAAUUUGCCCGACACGGAAUUCCAGUGGAGCUCAUUUCAGAUAACGGCCCAGCCUAUGCGUCGAGGGAAUUCAAGAAAUUUGCAGAAGUCUGGGACUUUAGGCACUCCACGUCAUCUCCCAACUACGCUCAAUCAAACGGUCGCAGCGAACGAGCGGUAAGGACAAUGAAAAUGAUUUUAAAAAAAUCAUUGGACACGGGUUCAGACUUUUAUUUAGGUUUAUUGAAUUUUAGAGCCACUCCGCGGGAUGGCAUCGCUAGUCCUGCACAACUGCUAAUGGGCAGGAGAUUAAAUACGCGAUUACCAAUUCAUGAGGAUAAAUUAGUACCGGAUAGGGACAACACGGUCGAUUAUGAUAACAUAGUGCGUAAUCAGGCGCGGAGUAAACAAUGGCACGACAAGCGGGCGCGAGCGCUGCCGGAGCUGCAGCCGGGUGAUGACGUCAUCGCACUAGACGGCAGUGGCGGCCGGAGGCGCGCGGCGCGGGUCACGGGGCGGGCGUCACAGCCGCGAUCGUACUUCGUAACGGAUGCCUCAGGCAAGCGUCACCGAAAAAAUAGGCGGCAUCUGAUUAAGCUGGAAUCCGAGAUUGCAUCUCACGCAUCAUCUCAUCACGAGAUAUUGGACGGUGAAGAUGCAGGGUGUUCAAGCGAUGACAGGGUUUACGACGACGUAGGAGAGUCACUCGAUACGGCCCCCGACACCGCGGUUCAGGAUACGCGUUCUCAGACCGGUCAGCCUGUUGUCUCAGGGCGUAAUGAAAAUAGCUAUCAACGCUUGCCGAGGGCUGCUGCUAUAGAGGCCAGAAAAAAGUUAAAGCAAUAA